This is a messenger RNA of Ziziphus jujuba (common jujube), 1780 nucleotides long. RefSeq lists its product as uncharacterized. Lineage: Eukaryota; Viridiplantae; Streptophyta; Magnoliopsida; Rosales; Rhamnaceae. The transcript has 9 exons. The coding region runs from base 146 to 1633 and encodes 495 amino acids. The record is from RefSeq and is a predicted model, not a curated record. Gene Ontology annotation, molecular function: oxidoreductase activity. Gene Ontology annotation, cellular component: cytoplasm.
CGACGACGUGUUUUUAAUUGAGCAGUGUGCAGGAAAUCGACUUCAAGUCUACUGGACUGCUAAUUCAGAAGCUUCUCACACUUCCUCACUCACACAAGAACCCAAAAAAAAAAAAAAAGGCUUUGGAAAAUUGAAACCGAAAGCAAUGGGUUCGGCUUCAACGUUAUGCUCGAUUUCGAAGCUUAACGUUCAUAGAGACAACGUAGUUUUUUUGCCCAAAACUCGAUCCUCUACCUCGGCCUACCAGUCGGGCUUCCUCGGUUCGAAGCUACCCGGGAAACUGUCUCUGUUGUCAAUCCAAAAAUAUCCACGGAAUCGAACAGGUCCAUUCGCACGACCCGGUUCGAAUCCUAUCUCCGCAUCGCAUCACACUUUCGACGUCGUCAUCAUCGGAGCUGGAAUCAUCGGGUUGACCGUUGCCCGGCAGCUCCUGAUCGGGUCGGACCUAUCCGUGGCUGUGGUAGACAAAGAUGUGCCUUGUUCUGGUGCCACUGGUGCUGGGCAGGGAUACUUGUGGAUGGUAAACAAAACCCCUGGCUCUGAUACAUGGGACUUGGCUAUGAGAAGUCAUAGACUUUGGGUGAUGUUGGCUGAGAGUAUGCGUGAACAGGGUUUGGAUCCUCUUCAGCAUUUGGGGUGGAAGAAUACAGGAAGCUUGUUAAUUGGUACAAGCUCUGACGAGUUGGAUUCAUUGAAAAGGAGGGUGACGCUGCUACAGGAUGCUGGAUUGAGAGCAGAGUAUCUGUCUGGUGGUGAUUUGCUUUUGGAGGAACCUGAUCUCCUGGUUGACAAAGAUGGUGGGGCUGCGUUUGUACCUGGUGACUGUCAAUUGGAUGCUCAACGUGCUUCUGCAUUCUUUCAAAAGGUCAACAGACAUUUUUCAUCUGAGGGCAGAUAUGCUGAGUUCUUUUAUGAUCCAGUGACAAGUUUAUUAAGGUCUGACAGCAGUGGGGAUGUCAUAGCUGUUAAAACUUCUAAUAACACCUUGUAUAGUAGGAAAGCCAUUGUUGUGGCAGCUGGUUGUUGGAGUGGGUCACUGAUGCAUGACCUGUUUAGAGAGUCAGAAAUUGUGCUGGAUGUCCCUGUAAAACCUAGAAAGGGUCAUCUGUUAGUGCUUGAGAAUUUCGAUUCCCUUAAAGUUAAUCAUGGUCUGAUGGAGGCUGGAUAUGUUAACCAUCAAAUUGCAACUCCACUUCCUGGAAUCUCGGCUUCGGAAGCAUAUGAUCAUGGGCAAACCUUGUCUAUUUCAAUGACGGCCACUAUGGAUUCAAUGGGGAACUUUGUUCUUGGGAGCAGCCGCCAGUUUGCUGGAUUCAGCACUGAAGUGGAAGAAUCCAUUGUUAACGGUAUAUGGAAUAGGGCCAUGGAUUUCUUUCCCAAACUAAGAGAAAGACCCUUGUCAGAUUUUAUUAAGAGCAGAAGAGUGAGAACAGGAUUACGACCUUACAUGCCUGAUGGGAAGCCAGUGAUUGGGCCCGUGCCAGGCUUGCCAAAUGUUUUUCUUGCAACUGGUCAUGAAGGAUUUGGACUUGCCAUGGCUCUGGGGACUGCUGAAAUGGUUGCUCAUAUGGUGCUGGGCAAUUCAGAAAAUGUUGAUUCUGCAUCUUUUGCUGUUCAAGGCCGAUGUUGUUAAUAAGACACAUUCGAGUCUGCACAUGAGUAUGUAACCACACAUAUAAUUGUUGUAUUGUGUAGUCAUUUUCAAAUAGUUUCUCUGUAAAUUAACAAGCAAGAACAACCAUGCAAUUAAGUGACGAAAUUAAAUAAUUAUUUAAGUAAA